AUGGUGUUGAAUCUGGAUCCAAGGAAAAGGAAGCAGUCUCUUGAAGCCAUUGAAGAAACAAUCGUCAGAAUUCCCGGCGCCAUUCUUCGUCAGGGUGGUAACAUCGUUGCUGUUCUCGCACGAAUCGGGGAUGAGAUCCAAUGGCCAUUGGCUAAGGAUGAAGCAGGUGUGAAGCUUGAUGAUUCGCAUUGGAUGGGUCGGAGGUUUUCGGUGCAAGAGGUUUCAGAAACGGCGAAAAAGGGGUCAGAGGUUUUGGAUGGGUCUGUGGCGAGGGAGACUUCUUCGUCAGAUUUGAAGAAGGAGAAGAAGAAGAAGAAGAAAGAAAAGAAAAGGAGAAAAAAUUAGGGUUUUUUUAUUUAAUUUUUAUUUUUGUAAAAUUGUUUUUUUAAUUUUAAAUUUUUUAAUUUUUAAAGAAAAAUUAUUUUUUUUUAUUUUUUAUUUUUAAAAUAAAUAAUUUUUUAUUUUAAUUUUAAAUAUUUAUUACGUGGACUAAUAAAAUUGUGCCACGUGUACACUGUGUACACGUGGACAUUCCA
Cannabis sativa is the source of this 536-nucleotide messenger RNA. RefSeq names its product protein EARLY-RESPONSIVE TO DEHYDRATION 7, chloroplastic-like. NCBI's taxonomy places the organism in Eukaryota, Viridiplantae, Streptophyta, Magnoliopsida, Rosales, Cannabaceae. Bases 1 to 345 code for a protein of 114 amino acids. The record is from RefSeq and is a predicted model, not a curated record. The transcript is spliced from 2 exons.